GGCGCACAGCAAUACGGCAUCCGAUAAACCUAGCAGGAGGAGCAAAAGUAACGCUGCUUACGGCGGAGGUUCCGAUCCCCUCUUCUCGCUUCCUUGGCUGGGGAACGACUCGAAAGCGAACUCCGACCCACCAGAGAAGCGGAACUGCGGAAGAAAGGCCCCCAAAGAAUCACCAAGAUCGAAAGAGACCGAAAAGAGGAGAGAAGAGAGAGAGAGAGAGAGAGAGAUCGGAGGAGGAGAUGGAGCUUUGCUCCAAAGAAGCGGUGAAGUACGUGUGGGAGGGAGCGAUCCCACUCCAGAUCCAUCUCCACGAAUCCGAGGUCACCACGCUCCCUCCUCCUCCGCCGAUCCUGGUUUUAGGGUCGCGGAUUGGGUAUCUGCCUCUAUUAGUACCUCUUAUAAAACCUCAUUUCAGCAGCACACUUCCUCCUGGCACUGACACAGUUUGGUUUGACUACAAAGGCUUGCCACUUAAGUGGUAUAUACCAACAGGAGUUCUCUUUGAUCUUUUAUGUGCAGAACCAGAAAGGCCAUGGAAUCUGACGGUUCAUUUCAGAGGGCAUCCAGGAGAUGUUUUGACGCCCUGUGAGGGUGAAGAUAGUGUAAAAUGGAGCUACAUCAAUUCAUUGAAAGAGGCAGCUUACAUUAUUAAUGGGAACUGUAAGAAUGUCAUGAAUAUGUCUCAAGCUGAUCAGCUUGAGCUUUGGCAAUCAUUGGUAAAAGGUAACAUGGAUGGCUAUCUUCGAAUCUCAUCUAGGCUUAAGCUUGGACCACUUGGGGAGGACUGCAUAGUCAGAUCAGCUUCAUCCUCGGCACAACCUCGACAAGCUAUUGGGGAACCUGAUUUCACUGGAUCUGGCAGACCAUGCAGAAUUCCAGUUCGUUUGUAUGUGCGGAACAUUAGCGAAGAUCUUGAUGACUUAGAAGAUGCAGUUCCAAUUGAUAAUUGGGACAGAAUCUCCUAUAUAAACCGACCAGUUGAGAUUCAUAAGGAAGAAGGCCACCUAAGUUUUAAGUGCGCCAUGAAAACCUUACUACCAAAAAUCUUUUUUGAGGAGCCCCUGGUCGACGAUCAUGAGUUCUUGAGGGAAGGGGAAACUGUUGGAGCUGAUUCAAGCUAUGGGGAUUCAGAAACCAUAGGUGGCUCGUGGAAUGCUCAAGCUGAAGAAAUACCAUUUGCGGGCCAACCCCAGGUGCAGCUGUUGAAGAAGUCUAAAAUUAAGAUGAUCCGCAUCCAAGGAAUCGAACUGGAUAUGGAUAUUCCAUUCUUUUGGGUAGUUAACAACUUGAAAAACCCUGAAUACUUCCUACACAUCUGUGUAUUUAUUGGGACAUCCACGGAUCAAUCCACAUUCAGAUGACAUCUUGUGGCCCAUUCUCUUAUUCGGAAAAAGAUCUAGUCUUCUAUUGUUAUUUUGUGGAGCCGAUUCUAACACAUUAUUUAAUGCUGUACAAAUGUAAACAGACGGUUCUGUUACUUGAAACAUAGGCCGUAAAUAUUAAUGGAGGUCCUUUCAUUUUCAAAGUGAACAUAAAAAUACAUCUGAGGUUACAUUC
Molecule: messenger RNA, 1557 nt
Organism: Elaeis guineensis (African oil palm)
Lineage: Eukaryota; Viridiplantae; Streptophyta; Magnoliopsida; Arecales; Arecaceae
Product: autophagy protein 5
Biological process (GO): autophagy of mitochondrion; protein lipidation involved in autophagosome assembly; piecemeal microautophagy of the nucleus
Cellular component (GO): phagophore; cytoplasm; Atg12-Atg5-Atg16 complex
Molecular function (GO): Atg8-family ligase activity
Source: RefSeq, a predicted model, not a curated record